This is a messenger RNA of Carcharodon carcharias (great white shark), 2956 nucleotides long. Its product is annotated as zinc finger protein 345-like. Gene Ontology annotation, molecular function: RNA polymerase II cis-regulatory region sequence-specific DNA binding; DNA-binding transcription activator activity, RNA polymerase II-specific. Gene Ontology annotation, cellular component: nucleus. Gene Ontology annotation, biological process: regulation of transcription by RNA polymerase II. Lineage: Eukaryota; Metazoa; Chordata; Chondrichthyes; Lamniformes; Lamnidae. The transcript has 2 exons. The record is from RefSeq and is a predicted model, not a curated record. The coding region runs from base 165 to 1286 and encodes 373 amino acids.
UGCGCAGUGUGGGUAAUGGCGGUGGAAAGAGGCUUGUUUGUCGUAUCCACAGGAGGGUAUUAGAAGGGAACGAUUUGCAGUUGGGAAACUGAAUCCAAACAUCACAUCAGGAUCUGACAGAGUUGCCCAGCUUAUCGUCACCCAAAUAUCAUCGGAAGUUGAACAUGGAAGGAAAAAGCACCGUUCACAGCGGGGAGAAACCGUACACGUGCUCUGUGUGUGGACGAGGCUUCAACCGACCAUCUAAUCUGUUGAAACAUAAAUGCAGUCACACUGGGGAGAAACCAUGGAAAUGUGAGGGCUGUGGGAAGGGAUUUAAUUACCCAUCAGAGCUGGAAAAUCAUCAACGAAUUCACACUGGGGAGAGGCCGUUCACCUGCCCUGAGUGUAGGAAGGGAUUUACUUGUUCGUCCAGCCUGCUGAAACAUCGGCGAGUUCACACUGGGGAGAGGCCAUUCACCUGCUCCGAGUGUGGGAAGGGAUUUGCUCGCUCAUCCACCCUGCUGACACACCAGCGAGUUCACACUGACGAGAGACCUUUCAAAUGUCCAGACUGCAACAAGUGCUUUAAAAGUCCCCGGGAACUGACUGCCCAUCAACGUGUUCACACUGACGAGAGGCCAUUCAGGUGCUCGCACUGUGGGACUGGUUUCAAGACAUUAUUUAACCUCACUGUACACCAGCGAAUUCACACUGGGGAGAGCCCAUUCAGCUGCACCAAGUGUGGGAAGGGAUUUGCUAACACAUCCACCCUGCUGAAUCACCAGAGUGUUCACACUGACAAGAGACCUUUCAAAUGUCCAGACUGUGGGAAGUGCUUUAAAAGCUCCGGGGACCUGAUGAUUCAUCAACGUGUUCACACCGAUGAGAGACCGUUCAGGUGCUCUCACUGCGGGACUGGGUUCAGACAAUCAUCUCAACUCAUUGUACACCAGCGAAUUCACAAUGGGGAGAGACCAUUCACCUGCUCAGAGUGUGGGAUGGGAUUCGCUCGCUUAUCCAUCCUGUUGACACACCAGCGCACUCACACUGGGGAGAGGCCAUUCACCUGCUCUGAGUGUGGGAAGGGAUUCACAACCACAUCCUCCCUGCUGAGACACCGGCGAGUUCACACUGGGGAGAGGCCAUUCACCUGCCCCGAGUGUGGGAGGGGAUUCACAACCACAUCCUCCCUGCUGAGACACUGGCGAGUUCACACUGGGGAGAGGCCAUUCACCUGCCCCGAGUGUGGGAGGGGAUUCAUAACCUCAUCCAAACUGCUGAAACAUCAGCAAGUUCACAAGUGAUUGGGUUUUUCUGUUAAUCACAUCCAGGACUGAACUGUGUCCAUUUGGUCUGUUUCUGCUGAUGCUAAUAACCCCUACAAUUGGGCUGGAGUUUAAUAUUCUGGAUAAAGUCAAAUAAAUCAGCUUUGUGUUAAACUUGCACCGUGUUGAGUCUUUUUAAUAUCUCUAACACAAAUUAGUUGCUUUUGAAGUGCUCUCCCUCUCCUCUGUCUCCUUCAUCCACACCUCCAACAACAAGUGUGAGGAUCUCAUGGAGCUUCUUUGUCACUAAGAUUGAGACAAUCCGAUCAGCUGCUUCCCUCCUUCCACUGGCCCACCGGGCCAAACUCUUUCUAAAGCUACCCCCUGCCCCUUAACCUGAACCUGUGUUUUUCUCCAGUUUCGCCCCUCUCUCCCCCCUUGCUCUCUCAGAGCUCAUCUUGUCAAUAAGACCUGCCUUCCACUGCCUUGACCCUAUUCUCACGAAACUGCUGACCAUCCAUUUUCUCCAUGUUAGCUGAUAUUGUUAAUGGUUUUUUCUCUUAUCUGUCCCUCUUGCCUUAAAAUCCACCACCAUCACCCUCCUGAGAAGAAACAAAUCUUUAUCCCACCAUCUUUACAAACUACCACCCCAUCUCCAAACUCCCUUUUCUCUACAAAAUCCUUGAACUUGGUGUCCCCCAAGGAUAUAUCCUUGGCCCCUCCUAUUUCUCAUCUACAUGCUGCCACUCAGCAACAUCACUCAAAAGCACCAUGUUAGUUUUCACAUGUACACUGACAACGCCCAGCUCUACCUCACCACCAUUCCUCCACUGUUACUAAAUUAUCAAACUGCUUAUCCGACACCAAGUACUGAAUGAGCAGGAAUUUUCUCCAGUCAAAAUUUGGGAAGACCAAAGCUAUUGUCUUCAGUCACCACUUUGAAUUGUCAAGGAACUAUCAGAUUUUUUUCUGAUAUUAUUGUGGGAUAUUGUAAAGCCAGCUUCUGGUUCUGUGUGUGUGGCUAAUUUAAUUAAACUAAAGACAAUUAGACUGCAAGGUUUAAAUUAUCAAAGGAGUGAGUUGUAAAAGAAGCAUUUGAAAUGGGGAUGAGUGAGCUGGAAUGAGGUCUCAGUGGAUAAGGUGUGAAGGUAAUUUACAUGUUUAGAUAAAGAAGGAGUUGUUUGAUUUUCAAAGGGAUGGUGUAAUGUUUACAACUGACAAGAUAAGUCAGGCAAAGUGAUUGCAUUUGUUUUUCCCAAAAGUGCUGGCCAUAAGAACAACAUGAAAGAUUUUUGUAUUCUGGGAAAAGUAACUUCGAAAGAGAAAGAGAAACAAUGGGAUUUACAAAUCAAAAGGUAUAAAAUAUAUUUAAAGAGGGAUGGAAGGUUGUGUGGGGUAUGGCCAUGUGAGACCUUGAAAGGUGCAACAUGUGAAACAGACUUUGGAGGGGGUGGGGGGGAAAGCCUCUAGCUACCCUCCAGUAGUUUGCUGUUCCAGUAACCAAGGUUGUGUUAAAAGCCUUUGGAAUUCCACUGUCAAGUGGGUGUUUGUGGUAAUAGUGCUGAAUGUCUUUAUAAUUUGGGAAUCUAUUUGGGCUGUUGCCUUAAAGGAAGUGUGUAGUUCAUAGUCUGGUUAAGUAUGAAUUUUGCGAAAUGCUAUAAGAUUAAGUAACUGUGUAACCGUGAUUUUGUGUGUGUGUGUGUUUAAGU